Molecule: messenger RNA, 845 nt
Organism: Corythoichthys intestinalis (scribbled pipefish)
Lineage: Eukaryota; Metazoa; Chordata; Actinopteri; Syngnathiformes; Syngnathidae
Exons: 2
Coding region: 151-813 (220 amino acids)
Source: RefSeq, a predicted model, not a curated record
CAGCAAGUAAUGUAGCGGCCGCUUUCAUAGUGUUCUUGUCAGUCUGCCUGUUGACGAGAACUGGUCAAAAUUCCUCAUUGUGCUCACUUUGUUGAAAGGCAUCGUGUUGUUUACGCCUUCAAAAGAAUCAUCUGCUUUUUGCUCGUGAAGAUGCAGUCAGCGCCGGCGAAGUUGUGCACGAUUCACAAAGAGAUGUCGCCAACACUACGUGAUACCACCAUGAGCUUUGACUCCGAUGAGUGGGAAGAUGACGAGCCCUCAACCUCACGUUUUUUGCUCGUGAAGAUGCAGUCAGCGCCGGAGAAGUUGUGCAUGAUUCACAAACAGAUGUCGCCAACACUACGUUAUACCCCCAUGAGCUUUGAGUCCGAUGAGUGGGAACUUGACGAGCCCUCAACCUCACCUUGCCAACCGGGGAAGACAGAAUCAAACCCAGUGAUUGAAGAGAAGCUAGCUACAUUUGAAAAGAAGCUGGCUACAAUGGAAAAACAUCCGGGAUCAAACCUCAUGAUUGAAAAGAAGCUAGCUACAAUUGAAGGGAAGCUAGAUGAAAUGGAAACACGUCCAAAAUCAAACAUAGUGAUUGCAAAGAAGCUAGCUACAUUAGAAGAGAAGCUAGCUAAUAUUGCAACAUGUACCGAUUCAAACAUCGUGUUUGAAAAGAAGCUAGCUACAAUGAAAAAGAAGCUAGAUAAAAUGGAAGGAGAUAGCAGGUUUUUAAGUAGCACCCUGCUAACUGUGAGAGACCACGCUCAAAAAGUCAAUGAUUUCUUCCUGUGGGAAAGAAGAUAUCAUCCACACUCAAUGAAAUAAUAAUAAAAAGAAACUGCUCUUUCAGUCAGCCA